GUGUCAUCAUUGCGCAAAAGUAAAGCCAUCAUCAUCGUCGUUUUCCAUCGGCAAGAUUUUUGCGUGUGGCGAUCGAAAGAGGUUCUUUUAUUUUCAAAUGAAAAAUUAGAAAUUCAAGUAUCAUCUGGAAUAGUUUUGCCGUUUUAUAAGUGUUAAUCGUUCGUUGUAAUUGUUGUCAAUGUAAAAACUCGUUCGGCGUCCCUUAGAGAAUAACGGAAGAUUAGUGUGAUAGCUUCCACGGAAAAAGUGUGAGCUGAUUGUUGAUUCGGCUAUUGACGAUUGGAAAGUGAUGGCCGAUCAGACUGAACUGCGUAUGAAUUUAGCUGCCAUUCAACGCACGGAUCCGUAUGCAACCGAUAUUGUAAACUCGUCAGCUCACGUUGCAUUCUACACAUUCAACACCGCCGAAAACGAGUGGGAAAAGACCGACAUUGAGGGGGCAUUGUUCAUCUACAAAAGAACCGCAAAUCCGCUCCACUGUAUUUUCAUCAACAAUCGCUUAAAUACAAAUUCGCUGGUGGAACCAAUCAACGGACAGAUUGAGCUCCAGUCGCAGCCCCCCUUCCUGCUGUACCGUAACAAACGGGCCCGAAUCCGGGGGUUCUGGUUCUACAACAACUCCGAGUGCGACCGGAUCCGGGAGGUGAUUGCCAAGCUGGUCGAGGGCUGUAACAAUAAUCCCGGAGGCAAGAAAAAACCGGACAUGGGUAAAACGCAGGCCAAUGGUAAUGGAGCAGGUAACAACGUGGACAUAUUCUCUAUGUUAACCAAAGCCCAGGAAGACUUCAACAACAGCACUGGGAAGCCAUCGGUUUCGGUGCCACAGCAGGAGCCAAUUCCUCCGAACAGAAAUCCAUCAGCAGCUAUCAACAUCGUUCCUGAUGCCCCACAAAGUGUGGUCAACUUUUUUGCUGCUGCAAAACAGCCAGCGGCCUCGGAAGUACCACUAUUCCAAACCCUGAUGUCCAAUCCGGUACACACACUAGAACAGAUCGAGAAGCAGCAUCGUGCCACAACCCCUCAAAAAGAGGCCACCGUUACAGGUAAAAUCACACCGGAAAUAAGUGAGCUGGAAAAUAGCUUCAAAAUGAUGGGAAUACCCAUAAAUACGGGACCGGCACCGGUUCAAGAGCUUGGAAGUUCUCCGUUGGCUACGUUUCUUAGCUCAACCAACUUGGCAGCGGUUCGCAACAAUAACCAGCCGAUUCCGAAAACGAAACCCAUUGAAAUCAGUGAGCUUGAGUCUCGACACCAACAACAGCAACAACCUUUGCAUGAGCUACUGAAGAAGUCGGACCCAUUGCUCAACAGUUCCGGUUCCGGGUUGAAUCCAACUUCGGCCAUCGUAGGCGGAAGUGGCACAAAGCCGGCCCUAAUGCCCCCAACCAUGUUUGCAUCCAGUUCGGGCAGUGCUGCCAAAGGGCUCACCGAUUUAUUUGCCAGUGCUGCCAACAAAAAACAUCUGGAGCACCCGAACGGAAGCCAACCCGGAUCGGUUACGGAUUUGCUCUCCAAAGCCAACAACAACAACCACCACCCGCCACCGGGAUUCUUCCCGAUGGUCGGUGCGGUGGAACCAUUGACCCAGGCACAGCUCAUCCAGGCCAUCAGCUAUCUCAUCAAGCACGAUUCGGACUUUGUUCGGAAGCUGCACGAAGCGUACCUGAAGUCGCUGCAGGAGAUGAUGGCAUUAUAACGUGUGCGCGCGGAGGAAUAUUCCGACCGCCUGUUGCGCAUCAGGCAUAGUGGUCACAAGCGAGGUAUGAAGGAGAAAAAGACUAUUUAGGGAGCGAGAAAAGCCAGAGAUCUUUUAAGCAGAGAAUGACGAACUGAGGGCUGAUUCUUUAUUAUCUUUAUUAUUACGGUUUAAUUUCACCUUCCUUUUAAGACAUAUAUUGUUCCGUUCUGUUAUCGACUUCGUACUCCCGGCCACAGCACAUUACACAGAUAGAAUAUACGUUGCUCUAAGUAAAGCAAGUACAGAAA
This is a messenger RNA of Aedes aegypti (yellow fever mosquito), 1986 nucleotides long. RefSeq names its product mRNA-decapping enzyme 1A (gene DCP1). The transcript has 2 exons. Lineage: Eukaryota; Metazoa; Arthropoda; Insecta; Diptera; Culicidae. Gene Ontology annotation, cellular component: P-body. The record is from RefSeq and is a predicted model, not a curated record. The coding region runs from base 290 to 1696 and encodes 468 amino acids. Gene Ontology annotation, biological process: deadenylation-independent decapping of nuclear-transcribed mRNA; positive regulation of catalytic activity; deadenylation-dependent decapping of nuclear-transcribed mRNA. Gene Ontology annotation, molecular function: enzyme activator activity; mRNA binding.